UCCUGCGCGAGCUUUUUCACCUCGUUUCAGUCAUUGAUUGCCAACUAGAAUUGUCGCCGAUUCCUGCCCCCUUACCUCUCAACUUUGUUCCAUCGGCGCAUACCUUCAAAAAAUGAUUCGGCCUUUUCUCUUGCUUGCCUUCGCCGUCUCGGCGACGGUUUCCCAGCUCCAAAACCCCGUGUUUCCCGAGGGAUGGGCGUCAACUGAUCCCACUGAGCCGUCCCCGCUGGGCUCCCGGCUCGGCCACGUCGUUCGUGUCAUCGAUGACAUACGCGAAAUCGGAGGGACAGCAGGCAUGUCCAUCGGCGUCAUGUAUCAAGGAAAGGUUGUUUUGGAGCGCCACCUCGGGUUUGCGGACGUGGAGAAUGCGGCGGUGGCCACGUCAAACACAAGAUACCCGUUGGGCUCCUUGACCAAGUCCUUUGUUGCGGCCACUGUCGCCCAGCUUGUCGAGGACGGCCUCCUGGAAUGGGAGGCGCCGAUUACGACCUACCUCCCUGAGCUCUCGUUCGACUCGGAUCCGUCCUUGUCCGACCAAUUGACGUUGGUCGACCUGCUGUCGCACCGGACAGGCCUGGUCCGUUUGGAUUCGCUGUGGUUAGGAGCCGAUGGCCAAGUCAAUAUUCGCAAGAACGAAACCAUCCGCAUGUGCAACCACCUGUUCGCAAUACGCCCGCAUCGGUCCGGGUUUCUUUACAACAACUGGAUGUAUGCGCUAGCUGGGCAGAUCAUCGAGCGGGUGACCAACUCCUCAUUUGGAGAGGCCCUUGCCGCCCUUGUUCUGGACAAGGCCGGCCUCUCCCAGACGACCCUCAUGAGCUCUGACCUGCCGCCAAACUCGACCGCGCUCCCGUAUCUCAUCCUGGACCACAAGCUUCCGGCACGGAUGGCCCAAGACCUGGGCAUGAUGGAUGGGUCGCUGAUGUCUUCAGCCGGUGGUAUCCGCAGCACUGUCCACGAUAUGCUCAGCUGGGGCCAUGCCCUGCUCGGCCCCUUCCGCAACGACAGUGUCCUGAGCCGUCAGCUUGACGCUCUCCUAUCCGGCCACAACAUUCUGAACAGCUCUCGCGAAUCGGACGAGCUUUACGGUCUGGGACUGGCGAAGGUCAUAAUGCCGGCCCAGUUCGGCAAACUAGGCUUCAACCCCGGGCUGGUAAAUGUUCCAGUUUUAAGCGCUGGUACCAGGACCCCCCUCGUCUUCUACCACAAUGGCGCCAUCAGUGGCUACAACAACUGUUUUAUGCUCAUCCCUGAGCUCCAGGCGGUGAUAGUCAUCCUGACGAACUCGAUAGCGCAGGGAGACGUUGCAGAUUGGGCUGCGCAGACCUUGCUCCAGGCGGUCCUGAACUCACCAUCGCCGAUAGACCUUCGGCCUCUAGCCCAGCAGGCCGCUGACAAAUGGACCACCUUCUACCAAACCAUGUCUGACGAGCUAGAACGUGACCGCAUCCCGAACACUGAAGAGCCCAAGCACCCGGAGCUGGUGGGGACUUAUCGGCAUGAGACGGGAGCGCUGGCCUUGGAGGUUUUCGAGAUGGCAGACAGCAACAUACUGAAGUUCAACAUCAACGGCGAGCAGAGCCAGGUCCACACACUCACCCAUUACCACAAUGCCAGCUUCAUCUUCCUGCCGCCAUCGGAUGCGGAACUGAUCGGCCGGGGUCUUUUCCACUACGGCACCGACACGUGGCUGCUUCACUUCAAGCGGGAUUCCGGAGGGCGGAUGGACCGCAUCAUCUGGAACCUCGACGGAGAAGCCCCAGCCGGAGAAACAUUUGUCAAAUUGGAGGAUUAAAGCUGCUGCACUGUAUUUGUUGGUACAGGACAGUGAUGGCGUGUUUCGGAUGCGCCCUUAAAAACAGCUACAAUAUGUAAUAAUACUGGACUACCCCUUUUCGCUAUAAUAGAACGUAAGCCAAAACAUAAAAAGCACGUACGGGCCGGCCCGUGCAUGCAACGGAUGUUAUUCUUAACGUUAACCUUAAACCUGGGCUGG
Molecule: messenger RNA, 1996 nt
Organism: Gaeumannomyces tritici R3-111a-1
Lineage: Eukaryota; Fungi; Ascomycota; Sordariomycetes; Magnaporthales; Magnaporthaceae
Exons: 1
Coding region: 113-1795 (560 amino acids)
Source: RefSeq, a predicted model, not a curated record